AUGAGCUGCAGCAUCAAGAGAUCAUCCAGCACCUCGUACAGGAGCGGAGGAGGAGGUGGAGGCGCCUGUGGUGGCAGCAGCGGCCGCAGCUCCUCCGUGUCCUGCCGGCGCUACGCCUCCUCCGUGAUCGGCGGUGGCAGCUACGGCGGGGCAGCCUGCGGGGGCUACGGGGGCGGCCUGAGCAUGGGCGGCCUGGCCGGGGGCUUUGGCGGGGGCUUUGCGGGCAGCUGUGGCCCGGGGGGGGACCUGCUGCUCAGCGGCAAUGAGAAGGUCACCAUGCAGAACCUCAACGACCGCCUGGCGGCUUACCUGGAGAAGGUGCGAAGGCUGGAGGAAGAGAACGCCCAGCUUGAGCACCACAUUCGGGAGUGGUACAGGAAACAAGCUCCCAAUGUUUCCAAGGACUACAGCUCCUACUACCAGACCAUUGAACAACUCCAAAAUCAGAUUAUUUCUGCCACUGUGGACAACAACAGAAUGCUUCUGGACAUCGAUAACAGCAAGAUGACUGCCGAUGACUUCCGAAUGAAGUAUGAGAAUGAGCUGGUCAUCCGUCAGACCGUGGAGUCUGACAUCAAUGGCCUGAGAAAUCUCAUGGAUGACCUGACUCUGGUUAGAUCUUCACUGGAAUCUGAGCUGGAGACCUUGAAGGAUGAGCUGAUUGCUCUGAAGAGAAACCAUGAGGAGGAAAUGAGGCAGCUCCAGUCCCAAACUGGUGGCGAUGUGAGCGUGGAGGUCAAUGCUGCCCCUGGAGAAGACUUGACAAAGAUCCUGAAUGACCUGAGAGAUGAAUAUGAGCAGAUCAUUGCGAAGAACCGCAAGGAGGUGGAGCAGUGGUAUGAGGUCAAGAUCCAAGAAGUCAAUCAGCAGGUCACUUCCAGCAGCCAGGACAUCCAGACAAGCAGCCACCAGCUCACCGAGCUGAGGCGCGAGAUGCAGAACCUGGAGAUCGAACUGCAGGCGCAGCUCAGCACGAAAGGCUCUCUGGAAAACUCUCUGGCAGAAACCGACUCUCGCUACAGCUGCCUGCUCCAACAAAUCCAGGGGCAGAUAAACUGCAUCGAGGAGGAGCUGGCCAGCAUCCGCUGUGAGAUGGAGAGUCAGAGCCAGGAGUACAAGAUGCUGCUGGGUAUAAAAACCCGCCUGGAGCAGGAGAUCCAGCAGUACCGGGCACUGCUGCAGGAGGGGCAGCAGGAUCUUGUUGCUUCCCAAGGAGCUUUCCAAGGAGGUGGAAAAUCCUCCCAGACAUAUUCUGCUUCCUACUCUCAUUCCCAGUGUGGGGAGAUGUCAGGGCAGUCAAGAGUGUGCUAGAGCACCAGGAGAGACCCUGGCACCAUCCAGCUGAGAUGCACCGACCAUGGGCGGCAAGAGACACCCGAGAGUUUCUGCAGCAUGGCCAAGGCAGCAGGAGGGGUUUGGAAGAUGAGCCUGGUCACCUGCCCCAGCACCCCUUCCUUGGCCCUGCAA
Messenger RNA from Pseudopodoces humilis (Tibetan ground-tit), 1467 nucleotides. Its product is annotated as keratin, type I cytoskeletal 19-like. Gene Ontology annotation, cellular component: cytoskeleton. Gene Ontology annotation, molecular function: structural molecule activity. The record is from RefSeq and is a predicted model, not a curated record. Gene Ontology annotation, biological process: intermediate filament organization; epithelial cell differentiation. NCBI's taxonomy places the organism in Eukaryota, Metazoa, Chordata, Aves, Passeriformes, Paridae.